This is a messenger RNA of Racocetra persica, 126 nucleotides long. Lineage: Eukaryota; Fungi; Glomeromycota; Glomeromycetes; Diversisporales; Gigasporaceae. The record is from the annotation of a GenBank genome assembly.
CAGUUCUUAAACAUCAAGCUCAAUUCAAUCUUUCACGAAAUAUUACCUCACAAGAAACACCAAUUCUCCAAUUCAUCAAUGAAAUGUUAAUUACUGUUUCACCGCCAAAACCUCCAAUGUCUGAUC